UUAUUAUUAUUAUUAUUAUAUUAUUAUUAUUUAAAAAGAAAAACCAAACCACUCAAUCUCAUUAUUCAACACUGAUCAACACAAAAUAUGUCUUCAAGUGGUAGCAACAUUCAUGGUAAGAAUAUUAUGGAACAAGAAUCACCAACCAUCCCAACAACAGUGACACCUAGCCGCUAUGAAUCUCAAAAGAGAAGAGACUGGAACACUUUUGGUCAAUACUUGAACAACAUGAGACCGCCGGUUCAACUUUCACAGUGCAACUGUAACCAUGUGUUGGAUUUUCUUCGUUACUUAGACCAGUUUGGAAAAACCAAGGUUCAUUUACAAGGUUGUAUGUUUUAUGGACAACCAGAACCACCUGCACCUUGUACUUGUCCUCUUAGACAAGCUUGGGGAAGCUUGGAUGCUCUUAUUGGUAGACUUAGAGCUGCUUAUGAAGAAAAUGGCGGAUCUCCUGAUACUAACCCUUUUGCUAGUGCUUCUAUUAGGGUUUAUCUUAGGGAGAUCAGAGAGUGUCAAGCUAAGGCUAGAGGUAUACCUUACAAGAAGAAAAAGAAAGGAUCUCAAAGCAAGGGAAGUGAUGAAUCAAGCUCUACUUCUAUGAACUUUUCUUGAAUAUCAUUGGAAAAUGUGGUUAAAAUCUGGGAGUUAUUUCUCAUAAAGGUUUGGUUUUCUAUGGCAUCCCAUAAAGGAUUGGAAUCAAAGAUCAUUAUAUAAGCGUCGGUUAUGUCACGGUGUGUCUUAUAUUCAAACAUCAUUUAAAAUUUUACGUAUAUAUAGUUCUUGGUUUCAUUAAAAAACAUGAAAGAUGUAAGUUUGGUUUCAAAUGUACACUUUAUCCAUUAUAGUUAGUGAUCCUUUUUACAUGUUUUUUU
Lathyrus oleraceus (garden pea) is the source of this 875-nucleotide messenger RNA. RefSeq names its product protein LIGHT-DEPENDENT SHORT HYPOCOTYLS 10. Gene Ontology annotation, biological process: mRNA transcription; response to light stimulus. Lineage: Eukaryota; Viridiplantae; Streptophyta; Magnoliopsida; Fabales; Fabaceae. The record is from RefSeq and is a predicted model, not a curated record. The coding region runs from base 88 to 615 and encodes 175 amino acids. The transcript is spliced from 2 exons. Gene Ontology annotation, cellular component: nucleus.